This is a messenger RNA of Dendronephthya gigantea, 651 nucleotides long. RefSeq names its product ryncolin-1-like. The record is from RefSeq and is a predicted model, not a curated record. The transcript has 3 exons. Bases 1 to 651 code for a protein of 216 amino acids. Lineage: Eukaryota; Metazoa; Cnidaria; Anthozoa; Malacalcyonacea; Nephtheidae.
AUGAUAAUUUUAGGUACCGGCUCCAGCUGUUCACAUCUGUAUAACAAAGGGGAGAGAAAAGAUGGUGUUUAUACCAUCGAUCCUGAUGGCAAGGGAUCGUUUCAAGUCAGAUGUGAUAUGAGCAUAGACGGGGGUGGCUGGACCGUGUUUCAAAGAAGACAAGAUGGAAGUCAAGAUUUCUACCUUGGAUGGUCAGACUAUAAAGUAGGCUUUGGUGAUCUUAGCGGCGAGUUCUGGUUGGGCCUUGAUAAAAUACAUCGUUUGUGGAAAUCUGGUCAAAAUGUUCUAAGAGUUGAUUUGAUGGAUUUCAAUGGCGCUGAGGCUUAUGCUAAAUAUGGAACGUUUAGUGUGGCUGAUGAAUUAGACAAAUACAGAUUGAAUAUUGGCAUUUAUUCAGGUAUGCGAAGUGACUCUCUUGCUUUUCACAAUACAAUGCAGUUCACAACCAAGGAUAGCGACAAUGAUAUUAGUUCUGAUAAUUGUGCUAAAACGUGGAAAGGAGCUUGGUGGUACAAGAACUGUCAUUCUUGCAAUCUCAAUGGCCUGUACCUGGGUGCGGGUCAGACUAAUGCCGCCGGAAUAAAAUGGCACAAGUGGAAAAAUCUUUCAAUGAAAAAGGUGGAAUUGAAAAUUCGUCCAAACCACUUUUAA